Molecule: messenger RNA, 2781 nt
Organism: Branchiostoma floridae (Florida lancelet)
Lineage: Eukaryota; Metazoa; Chordata; Leptocardii; Amphioxiformes; Branchiostomatidae
Product: immunoglobulin superfamily containing leucine-rich repeat protein-like
Exons: 4
Coding region: 1034-1891 (285 amino acids)
Cellular component (GO): plasma membrane
Molecular function (GO): protein binding
Source: RefSeq, a predicted model, not a curated record
CAUCAAUCUAAUGUAAAGGCUUAAAUUUGCAUACAAAAGCAUAAACACGUUAACGGUUUCGAGUAUGCGUGUGCAGUGAUAUAGGAAUAAUUGGUAAUAUGUCAAAGGUAAAGGCCCCUGACUUGUAAACAAUCCUUGUCCCGACGUUUGUCCCGAUUUGCUCAACAAUGUCAGGACGUCCUUUGUUCAUGUCUCAUAGGCCUUCACCUUUUAGAUAUUACCCAUUAUUCAUUUCACUGCACAUGCGUACUCCGUACCGUGCUUAUCACGCUCGACUCUCAAGCAAUUUUUAAAUUCGUUGAGGUUUUGGAUUCCAAUACAUUUGACCGUCGGCAGUUGCAAGUUUCUACUAUCAAAGAAAUAACGACCGGCAGGGUUUAAACUCUUGACCGACCGCACUGACUAGACCACGUACAUUAUUCCGAGGUUCACAAUUCAAAUACAAUGAUCGGUUGGUAAAUUUCUAAAGACAUUACUUAUGAUCAGGACGACGUGGCAUGCAGGGAUGUAUGCGCUAUCUGGCGAUAGCCUCUAAAAGUGCAGGAGACACUGCAAUAGCUUCAACCUGUCCAACCACUCAGUACAACUCCACCCAUCCGUCACAUAAUUGACCGGCGCGACCGCGACAAAAUUAAGGUGUGAACGUCCCGAGGAACGACACUCAGCCAAACGAACUCAAACACGACAUAUUGGCUUUGCUUUAUUUCGGUAAUUACUUUCAACCACCUUAAAAUGCUUCCGACGUCUUCAUAGAAAGGUCUUCAACCGCCAGGUGCAAGGAAGUUACAACUGUCAGUUUGGUAAAGUUUUGGUUGAGUAUACGUACGUGAUUGGUGACCUGCUCUGGUAUGUAAACAAAUAGCGGAGGGUGUAUGUCUUCAGGCCUUUCAACAUCGACAUGGUUUGCAACCUGGACGUUUCCUCUUUUUGCAACUAAAACCAUUACUCCAACUUCCAAACAAUACAGCAGAAAUUCUAAGUAUGAGAUGUAAAUGAGGAAUCCUGUAAAACCUUCACAUCCGGGGUAAUAAAUAUGAAAGCUGACGUCAUCAUCUACGUCACGGUGAUCAGCGCAUGCGCCGUUCAACAAGCUUGUGGAGCGGACAGACAAGCGUGUGACGUGUGCAGAUGUCAGAAGGAUGGCACGGUGGACUGCCGGCUGAGAAACCUGCUGUCCGUCCCGAGCGGCAUCCCGGUCACAGCCACCUCACUCCGGCUGCAGGACAACAAGCUCACCUGGCUGCUACCGGGCACUUUCCAGUCGCUGGACAAGUUGGAGUCCCUGGACCUGCAGCAUAACCAGCUGGAGAGGAUUGACCCUGGCGCGCUGGACGGACUCACGGCGCUGGUCACGCUGGACAUCUCCUACAACAGGCUGACCAGUCUACCCGCAGGCGUGUUUGUGAGUCUGACGUCAUUACAGGUGCUGAAGGCUCAGAAGAACGAAAUCGUUGAGGUAAAUAUAGAGGCCCUGGCCGGUCUGGAGAUGCUACCACACCUGCAACAUGUUCACCUGGACAACAACCUCAUCUCUCACCUACCCUGCGAACACCUGGACGUCGUGCCGGCGCGAGUCUUCCUCCACUUCGGCGGGAACCCUCUCCGCUGCGACUGCCUGGACGUGGUGAGCCACCCGCCGUGCCUCACACGGGACAACCUCGCUGCUGAGUGCACCGCGCCGCAUCUACUGAGGGGCCAGCCAUCCCAAGACCUACAGAGGACCUGCGGCAUGUUGUUCUGGUGCUUCUUUGCUUGCGGUUUGUCGUUCCUCAUCCUGGGUGCGUCCAUGUCGUAUGUCUUCUUCCGUAGGACUAAACGCGUCGUGUGCAACCUGUACAACUGUAAGUUCAGAUUCGUGCAUCCGAGGAGGGCAACGCCCGCCUGGCAGUGAGCUGUUUGCAACCACGUGACUAUCACGUUAUGAAACGUCAGCCAUGUUGGUGGGUUAAGAACCUUAAAAAAUGCAUGUGAAAGAUUUUUAAGUAUCAUUUACAACUGUAACUUCAUAUUCGUGCGGGCAAGGGCAAUCCUUGCCUGGCAAUCAGCUGCUUGCAAAUCAUGUGAUCAUGACGUCAUCUAGACUCGGCCAUGUUGGUGGGCUAAGGAGGACUGGGAGUUGUUGUUUUUUUCAAUCAGAAAGAUUUAAAAGAUCAUUUCAAACUUUCACUCGACUUCAUAAUCUAGAAUCCUAAGAGGACAACGUCCGUCUUGGAACUAAGUGAACUUUGUUUUCAAGUUGCCAACCACGUGACCAUGGCGUAAUCAAAUGUCGACCAUAUUGGCGGCCUAAGAAGGCCUGUAAGAUUUUUAUUAUGAGAGUGAAAAAAAAGUUUUAAAAGAAACUUUACCAUUUUUACUGCUUGCAAAUCACGGGAUCGUAACAUCAUCAAGUAACCGUUUUUUAGUUGGUUAUUUCAAGGAGGUUAAAAAUCAAGAAAAAAUCAAUUUUCAUCCUCCUUGGUUAUUUUAAGAAGGCCUGUUUUAAUGGAACAUUUUACAGUUGUCAAUUUAGACGGGUAAAUCCGAUGGUGACAACUUACUUGCUUUUAUGAAUAAGGUGACUAUGAUGUAAUUCUGCGUCGGCCAUAUUGGUGGGUAAAAAGCACGUGAUAAGGGACCAAAAGGCUUUGAGUGUGAAACUGUGUGUGCAAUUUUUUGCAUUUUGCGACUUGCAGUCGCAAAAUGCCUUCUAUCCAUAGUAGUCGCCGUUGUGAUGUUGAGAUGAACGGACCUGUUCAAUCCAUGCCAAACAUUUGUAUACCUGUUAAAACAGGCAUUUCC